Molecule: messenger RNA, 1287 nt
Organism: Funneliformis caledonium
Lineage: Eukaryota; Fungi; Glomeromycota; Glomeromycetes; Glomerales; Glomeraceae
Source: the annotation of a GenBank genome assembly
AUGGAACAAUGUUCAGGCCUCGUUUCUUCUCGUCGUAACUCGGUCGAUUCUACUGCUUCGACCGAGACCAUGUCGUCGCAUACAACAACGAUAUCUACUACCCCACCUAGUGAGUUAGAAACACAAAUUGCACUUCAUUCAGCUGCCGCUGCUCUUGCUUCGGCUCAAACCUCAAGAACACAAUCAGCUGAUGGUAGUGCAGGUUCAAGUCACAGAGAAUCAAAAAGGCAUGGUUCUAAACCACCCCGUCAACUUCAAUGUUACAAUUGCGGUAUAAAAAAUACACCACUCUGGCGUCGAACACCAGACAGAAUGCAUUCACUAUGUAACGCAUGUGGGUUAUAUUUUAAACAAUAUCACUCAUCAACUACUGAGCAACUAUUAGGACACGAAUCAAAUGGCGAAGAAAUAGCACCAGAUUUAGCAUACACAGAUUCACCGACACCUACUUAUUCAGUAUCAUCAACGACGGUUUCUGAAAGUUCAUGUAUGCGCCCAACCGUAACGCAAACAUCCACACCUGUUGCAUCACCUACUCUACGACCCGCAAACAUGUCACCUUCACCUUUACCAAAUACAUUAUCCUUACCGCCUCCAUCAUUACAUCCUACAGCCACACCACCAUUACCUUCUACCACGACAACACCAUCGACGAUAACAUCAACGAUGGCUGAUAUACAAAUCCAAUGUGCGAAUUGCGGUCAAACACAAACACCUUUAUGGCGAAAGAAUGAUAAAGGGCAACCGUUGUGUAAUGCUUGUGGAUUGUAUGCUAAAUUGCAUAAUAGGGAUCGUCCUAUCGCUAUGCGUAAGUCAAAAAUUCAACGUCGUCGUCGCGAUUGGAAUAAGUAUGGUCAUAUUGAUGAUGGUCAUAAUACUGAAGAUUCUAUCGAUGGAACGAAUUCGACGGCUGGAGCAUCAAGUAAACCGUAUCACGCUAUUCUUCCUAAUCAACGACCAAUAAUGCCCAUGACUAUGUCUCCGAGCCAAAUGGCACCUGCCCUCCUAACUUUGGCUACGGCAGCUACUUGUCAGCGAGAGCAAAUCCUUUUGGAAGAGCAACGUCGACAACAACAACAGCUGCUGCACUUAGAUACCGUGGAUGAACGUAGGGAUCAUAGAGAUCAUAGUCCUAUUAUUUCCUCUGUCAUAGCACCACCUUUUGAUCACGACGAUUCAAAGUUCAAGUCUUAUAUAGAUCAAAUUCCUAGAAAACAGGUGGAGGAAAUUUUGAAAGUAUUUGAAAGACGAUGUGAAAUUUUGAAAAAGGUUUUGGGAGAUCCAUGA